Messenger RNA from Gadus chalcogrammus (walleye pollock), 4234 nucleotides. RefSeq names its product sterile alpha motif domain-containing protein 9-like. NCBI's taxonomy places the organism in Eukaryota, Metazoa, Chordata, Actinopteri, Gadiformes, Gadidae. Gene Ontology annotation, cellular component: cytoplasm. The transcript has 4 exons. The record is from RefSeq and is a predicted model, not a curated record. Gene Ontology annotation, molecular function: protein binding. The coding region runs from base 140 to 3832 and encodes 1230 amino acids.
GGAAGUUCAAAGUGUGCAGACGCGUCGAUCUUACAGAUGAGUUCAUGAAGCCUUAACCUAGCAAAACAUAGUUCAUCCUGACCCAGCGGGUUUCUCGGCGUUCCGGAUGUCCGAGGAGGAGGGAGAUAGGUGAUAAAAAAUGGACGACCCUGUAACUGAGCUGGAACCGGAGAUUGAGAAAUGGACGAAGGAGGAGGUGUGUCAGUGGUUGACAACUCGGGUCAAAGUCAGCCCGACUGUCACUCACAGGUUCUUUGAGGGAGAGGUAUUAGGAGAGUAUAUCAAGUACUUUGACAAGGGCGACAUUUUGGAUCUGACCAAAGAACACGGCACUGCUGUUAAAGUUACAGCACACCUGGAACUGUUGAAGCAAGGCCGCACCUUUCAGUCUCCGUUUCCAGAGUACGUGGAGCGAUGGAGCAGGGAGCAGGUCUACCAGUGGAUCACAGAGCACGCACAGAUAGAUGGCAAACACGCAGAUCAGCUCCUAGAGGGACGCGUCUCUGGGGACUGUCUGGUGUGUUUCCAGAAGCAGGACUUUCUAGACCUAAAAGUACCCACUGGUCCUGCUGUGAAGAUUCUGGCAUUGCUUCGAGGUUUGAAGAACAAUCCUGAACCUGUCCUGAAUGCCGCCGUGAACACCAGCACAUCCCAAGAAGAGGCUGCUACAUCCUCACAGCCUCGCUCGAGGAAGAAACCCCAUAAAAAGGGCAAGAAGGCCAGCGAGGCGGCGAUCCCAACGCUGCAGAAGACGGAGACCCCCAGGAGAGAGGCCCCCAGGACAGAGGCCCCCAGGAGAGAGGCCCCCAGGACAGAGGCCCCCAGGACAGUGACCCCCUGGACAGAGACCCCCAGGACAGAGGCUCCCAGGAGAGAGGCCCCCAGGACAGAGAGCACCAGGACAGAGGCCCCCAGGAGAGAGACCGCCUGGAAAGAGGCCCCCAGGAGAGAGGCCCCCAGGACAGAGACCCCCAGGACAGAGGCCCCCUGGACACCGACCACAGCCCCAUUGCACGCUAGAGAUCCGGGGCCACCGGACCCAGUCCAACUGCACCCUGCGCUACCUUUGCUCCUGGGAAUCCUGGAAGAUCUGGGGAAGGGUGAUCUGAAGAAGUUCAGAUUCCAUCUAAGAGAGCUAAGGAUGUGCUCCAAUGAUGCCAUCCCCCAGAGCCGGCUGGAAGACAAGGACCGCACAGACCUGGCUGACGUCAUGCUACAACACUACGGACCGGACACGGCGCUGCAGGCCAUGCUGCGGGUUCUACCGAUGAUCCCUCGCCAAGAUCUUAAGGAAGGCCUGAAAAAGAAGAUGGGUCGACUGAAGCAGCAGUGUGGCCCAAAGGACGGUUUGAGGAGAGAAGCCAACCAGGGGGAGAAGCUGAAUAACUUGCUAACUUGUGGAGGGAACUCUCUUGGCUUCUAUAAUGAAUAUGUUGUAGUUGUGAAUAAGAGCGCUCCACAACAGUUGGAGUAUCUCGAGUUUUUGAAGACGUUGAAAUUGUUCUGUGUUCUAGACUUCGACCCAAACUCGGCAGCUAUCGACGGACUCUGUCAUUCCUACGGAGAAUCUCGGGUGGCCAAUAAGCAUGACCCAGCUCUCUUUGUGGGAGAGACCGGGGAUGUGAUUAAGAAACUGAACCUUUACAAACAGACCAGCUGGGUGUUCUGCAAUGGACGAGAGGACCUUGACAGUGAGUCCUGCAAGGUGUUGGACUACAAGACUUGGUUAAGAACAGCAUGUAGAGAUGUGGAGCAAUUGGUUUCAUUUGUUUGUAAACCAGAAGUUCUCUUACAGGGCAGAACUCUCAUUAUCUUUCUUCUGCUUUCCCCCGUGUUGACUGAGAAAGACCCCAUCUUCGAUACGUACAACGCCUUCUAUAAAAACACAGAAGGAGAGAACAUUAUCAGUAUCUGUGAGUCUCCAAGCACGUUUGAGAAGUGGAGGCUGAUGGUGGAGGGGAAGUGUGACAGUGACAUCAGCCAGCAGGCGGUAUGGGAGCUGAGCCUGAGUGAGAUCAAUGGUACCGUGAAGGCUCUGGGACCCUUGGAUCAGUCAUCUGAUAGGCUACUUCCAUCGUCUGACUCUUCCUUUGUUGUUCUGACCCAGAAGCAGAAAGACCUGAUGACUGCUCUUGAUAUUUUGUGUCUGAAUCAAUGUGAGAAAAUGUACGAUGAACACAGCACAGUGUUCCGUGAUUUUAAAAUCAGAGUUGAAGCAGAAUUUUUCAGAGGUGGUAAAGUGAAAUGGUGGAACUUUUAUCUUUGUGAAAAGCCCAAAGCAAAGCCAUUCAUCAAAAGAGACAAAUAUGAAAAGCUGAAGCAAAUGAUCAAAUCUCAAUCAGAUCAAUCUGUAGACGUGUGUACACUGCUGAACCUCUUUCACCAUCCCGGGUGUGGUGGCACCACCCUAGCCAUGCAUGUAAUGUGGGGCCUCCGUCAGCACUUCAGAUGUGCAGUUUUAAAAGACAACACUUUGCCGCACCCAGAGAUCGCCAUUCAGGUCAGAGAGUUAAUGAUGUUGAAAAAUGAGAAACCAUCUCCAGUUCUGCUGCUGGUUGAUGAUUCAAAGGACACUGUGAAUGCACAAAAUCUUGUGACCUGCAUCAAAAUAGCCAUUGAGGAGAGCUGCUUAAGCCGAACUAUUGACGCACCAAGCUGCCACAUUAUAAUACUUAACUGUGUUCGUUCUCAAAGCCCACAGGACCUCUACCGUCAACGCUCCAAACCAAGUCUGUUUAUCACUAGUUCCAUUACACCCAAAGAACAGGUGGAAUUUGAGGAAAAGCUUCUAGAGCUCAGAGAUACUCAUACAAAACCGGAAAACUUUUACAGCUUCAUGAUCAUGAAGAGUAACUUCGACCCUAAAUAUGUUGAAGGUCUUGUUCAUAAUACCCUGGAAAACUUUGAUUUAAGCACAAAGAAGGCACAACUUUUUGCCUUUCUUUCAUUAUUAAAAACGUACGUGUUUGAUUCGGAAAUCUCAAUCUCACUCUCCGAAGAGUAUCUGGGACUUAAAAUGUUCAAGUGGAAUGAAGACAAUGUUCUGGAGGGAAUGAAGCCAUAUUCAAACUUUCUCAUCAUAGACCAAGAGGAAGAAUGGGGAGGGUAUAAAUUCCUGCGCAUCCUGCAUCACUCCAUUGCAUCUGCCUGCAUUGAAGAGCUGGAGAGGACAUACCUCGUGAAAGCGAGUGACAUAAUCAUGUCCAUACUUCAUUGUGAUCUGUUUUUCACAACCACACCAAAAAUCGGCAAAGGAAAUCUAGAACGAUCCAUUCAACGUAUGCUGAUUCAACGGCAAAGCAGAAAAGAUGGGGAUGAAAGAGAUACAUUUUCUCCCCUCAUAGAGAAAAUUCAUAAACAGCAGGGUAAAGGAAUGAUCCAAGAUAUCUUUACUAAAGCAUCUUCCCGGUUGGUUGAAAGUGCUUCUAUUCCACAGGCGCUGGCAAGGUACUUUUACCUCAAUGAGCGUGAUUUUACGGAGGCGUUGAAUUGGGCAGAAAAGGCAAAGAAAAUCAGAGAAAAUUCCUAUACCGUAAAUAUGAUUGGACAAGUGUACAAGAACCAACUAAAAUCCAACAUACCAAGUAAAAAGAAUGGUCCACCUUGUAGUCCAGAAGACUUGGACGCAAAUAUUAAUUUAUCAAAGAAGGCUGUCACUGCUUUUAAAAGAGCAGAACAGCUGUCAAACACAGACGAACUGAAUGAGGCACCGUGGGAUGAUGAUGAAUCCGAGGACAACGCUGCCAAAUCAUCAUACAACUUCUUUAGCUAUGUGGGGGUGCUGAAGGUGGCUUUUUUGGUCUUUGAAAUUACCAUUCUUACCGUUCUUUGAGGAGAGUGACCCAUUGAGAAAAAAGUACCUGCAGAAUUUUCUAAAAGAAAGUCUCCCCAUCACUAGUGUGCACAUGGAAGAUAAUGAAGUCAACAACCGUUAUACUCAAGUCAUUGAAGCCCAUAAGCUGUUUCUCAUUAGUCUCAAACCUGAGUUAAAACUAACAUUUGAAAUCCUUGAUUGCUACUUCACAUACCUAAAGGCAAACAAUUCAGGAAAAUAUGAUUCAAAAAUUCGUCUGAACAUUUCUGAUCACUUUAAAAAGUAUGUUAUGCUUUUUUGUGCUUCACCUGAGGAAAGACAACGAGAAAGAGACUGCAAUCCAAACCUCAAUGUUAAGAUGCUGGUUGAAGAACGGAGAACAGUGCUUGAGGAGAUGCAUGCUGACACUUUUACUGGGAU